This is a messenger RNA of Papaver somniferum (opium poppy), 1934 nucleotides long. RefSeq names its product protein FLX-like 4. The record is from RefSeq and is a predicted model, not a curated record. The transcript has 6 exons. Lineage: Eukaryota; Viridiplantae; Streptophyta; Magnoliopsida; Ranunculales; Papaveraceae. The coding region runs from base 740 to 1768 and encodes 342 amino acids.
AAGUGUCCACGUGUACUCUAAUUAAGUCUUAAUUUCUCUUAUUUUAUUUUUUCUCUUUCUGCUUCUUCUUCAUCUCCAUCUCCUCCAUGAAAAAAAUCUGAAAAACCAGAAACCCCUUCUUCUUCUACAAUGGUGAAACCGAGAAAUAAUUAGUGAUUUCCCUUCUAUGUCUCCUAAACCUAAUCCCUUUUCUCCAUAUUCGUUAUCUCUUCCACAAAACCCAAAUUCUCUAACAAAUCUAAAGAUUACAGUUUCCUUGUCAACAUCAAAAUGAAAAACCCUAUCUCCUCAACUAUAUUCAUCGUCAUUAAACAAAACCCCUUACUUUUCCCAGUUUCAAUAACUAAUAGUCCUUCACUUCACCAGAUCUAUUCGAGGUCGUCUUAAACAAGGAUUUAAUGUUUUACAGAUGAAAGAGAAGAUAUUUAUUGUGCCAAUUUUUUUCUUUAUCUGUGAUUUCUCUUGAGGAUAAAAAGAGUAGUUUAUGUUGGUGUUGAGUCUCUUAAUUUCUUUAUAUUCCCUAUAUUGGAGGCACUUAACAUUGCAGCACCUCUGAUAGUGCUGCUAGAAUUGAAUGGAUGUGGUGUUUUAUCCGAAGCAUCCAUUCGUUGUCCGUGUAUGAUAACAUUAGUUGCUUCCUUUUGUGGGUGAAAUCUUUUAAAUCAAGAUCACGUUGCUCCUCAAACUUGUCUAAGGUGAUUCUAACAUCUUGGGGAUUCUGAGAACGACCUUUGGAUAGAUGGAUGGACAUGUUCCAUCUACAUUCGAGGGAAAUUUUAUACAAGGGAUGACACGUCGUGGUCAAUUUCCUGCUCACCAUUCUUUAGAGCGUCAUCAUCCGAGCGAGCGUGAACUCUUGGAGAACAAGCUAGCUGCUCAAAAAGCAGAUAUACAUCGAUACACCAUGGAAAAUCAGAGAUUGGCGGCUACUCAUGUUUCCUUAAGACAUGAACUUAUUGAUGCUCAGCAGGAAAUGCAGAAGCUUCAGGCUCACAUUAGAAGCAUCGGAACAGAAAGUGAUAUUCAGAUUCGACUUCUGGUGGAUAAGAUAGCCAAAAUGGAGGAGGAUGUCAGGGCUGGGGAGAGUAUUAAGAAAGAACUGUUACAGGCACAUAUGGAGGCAAAAGCCCUAAUUGUUGCGAGGCAUGAACUUAAUGCUCAAAUUAAACAUGCUACUCAGGAAUUACAGGAGACCCAGUCUGAGGUCAAAUCAUUACCAGAACUCCAUGGAGAGCUGAAUAGUUUGUUCCAAGAACACCAGAGGUUACGGGUCACGUUUGAAUCCGAAAAGGGUUUGAACGUGGAGCUAGUAGAAAAAUUGCAAAGAAUGGAAAACAUUAUGAUGUCAAUGGCAAAAGAAGUGGAGAAGUUACGUGCCGAGGUGGCAAAUGCAGAAAACAGAGCUUAUGCAGCACCAAAUGCGUGUGGAGCUGUUUUCGGAAACCAAGAUCCUUACGCAGCACUCCCUCCUCCCCCUCCUUCACUCCUACCUCCCCCUCCUUUACUCCUCCCUCCACCUCCACCUCCUCCACCUCCGCCAUCCACUCCGCCUCCACCUACGCCAGGGAUUGCAACCCAAGUUGAUGAUGGCUACAAUGGGAAUCCUAUACAGACUGGUGGUGGGACAUCAGGUGAUGCACAAAAUGUAUAUGCAAUGGGCGGCACUACCGCCCUUGCUGGUUCUGCUAGCAGUAGCAAUAGUGGUGCUGUUGUUGGUGCUGGGGGUACCGCAGUAAGUAGUGGGGCGAGGAGCGGAUGCGAAAGAUGAAAUGAUGGCCUUCUUCCCACUCAACUCUUGGAGGUAAAUGUAAAAUGCAUGCGUAAUAUUAUGGGCUGUAUGUAAAGUUCUCGAAACUAAUUUAUAUUGUUUGACUUGGUGUAACUGUGUUAUAAUGAAAAUGCUAUUUACCACUGAGCUAGAUUAUCUUUUACAA